GACUUUGUGUCUGUGGUAACUCGUGACGGCGGUGCCACGCCUCAUCGCCCCCUAAUAUAACCAACAUAGAGGAAAUGUUGUUUCUGGAUGAGAGGAAUUUCGGAUUAAAAUACUGUCCAGGUGGAGAGAUCUUCCACUGAGGGACUUGACAAAUCAGAGGGGUCUAAAAAUACCUACUUAAUUCGGACCUGAAUAUGGGGGUUAUAAUAUCCCGGUUUAGGACUAAGCCAUCAACUGUAGAGGUUUUGGAAGGAAUUGAUAAGGAUAUACAGACUGGUGAGGAAUGUAGAGAACUGUAUCAAAGACAGUUGAAGCAAUGGCUAUGGCGACUACUGCUGUACUCAUCUCUUCUCUACCUGAUGGCCAGCAUAAUUGUGUAUCUCUGGUAUCUCCCUGAACAGACCAUUGGGAAGGUCAUAUUGGCCCUUCCGUCUGUGGUAUUUCCACUAUUUGUAUGGCUCCUUCGAAAGGGGCUGAUUGCUCUUUUUAAAAGAAGAACAGAAAAAACCGAUGAAAAAUUGUCCAAUCUCAAAUCACAAAAACGAAAAAUUCUGUUAGAGGUGAUGGAAACUGAAACCUAUAAAACUGCAAAAAUGAUUCUGGAGAGAUUUGAUCCUGACUCAAAAGCAAAGGUGCCAGAAUCCCUUCCAAAUGAAAUGCCUAUGACUCCAAAACCUCACCAGGAACUCCGUCAGCGUCAUGUCACUCCUCGUCCCCCGGUGGCGUUGACUCCUGCCGCAGCCCGUCCUCCUCGUCCCCCGGUGGCGGUGACUCCUGCUGCAGCCAGUCUUCUUCUGGCCCCAGGGGCCACCCAUGCAGGGCCGCCCCUCCACUCCGCUCCUGGAGGACCCCCAGAGAGGAUCCUAUCUGAGGCUGCUCAGCAGAGCUUGAUGAAGAGGCCCAUGACCCCUGGCACACUUGUUCCAGGAGUGGGCCCUCCCCUGGCCAGACCUGUCCUCCCCCGGGAUCGCGGCACCAUGGACAGGGUUAUUGAGUACCUUGUCGGCGAUGGCCCUCAGAAUAGAUAUGCCCUCAUAUGUCAGCAGUGUCUCACCCAUAACGGGAUGGCGUUAAAAGAGGAAUUUGAAUAUAUUGCCUUUAGAUGUGCAUAUUGUUGUUUCCUGAACCCUGCGAGAAAGACCAGACCCCAAGCACACCGACUCCCUGAGAUCAGUGCCGAGACGAAGAUCCUCACCGACGCACCCGUCGCAACACCACCUGAAGCUGAUGAGAGCCCCGUUGCUGCAGCUGAAGAGGAGAUCCAGGAGUUGGCAGUUACUCCAACAGAGAGUGCCCCUGAAACAAAAGGGUCAGAAACCCCAGGCUGUCUGGGAGCCACCCCAGGCUGUCUGGGAGCCACCCCAGGCUGUCUGGGAGCCACCCCAGGCUGUCUGGGAGCCACCCCAAAGAAGUCCGAUGGAGAGCUGGAUAUGUCAGACAUGGAGGUUCAAUAGAAUGUUUCAACAUCAUUUUAGGCUGGAGCUAUGUUCUUUUAGUUAUUUUUCUUCGUUUUUAAAGUAAACUUAAUAACAUCAAUGCUGUGAGUAAGAAUCGCAGAAUGACAGACUAAGGGUUUGGUAUGAACUUAAAUUGAUUUAUUUUUCCUGUCUGUUAUAGUGAUAGCAUAUAAACUGAAUCCUGAUGCUAGGGGAUAAUGGACAGGCAAUACUUUUGGGAUUUGACAUAAUGUCAAUACUUUCAUUCACUAUUACAGCACUUCUAUCCAUGAAGCAAGAGUAGGUCUGCUAGCUAAGCAUUUGGCAUUGAUGCACAUCUGUAGAAUGUUUAUAAUAUAUAUUUUUUUCCUUUAGUGUUUUGUUUUAAAUAUUAAGCGAAUAAGCAAUUUGCCACAUUACUAUAUUGUCUGUUUUGUGUGACAAUGUCUGUCCACGUUGUCUACAGACAGGUGAACAUGCUAAUGCAUGCUACUACUACUUAAUAAUAAUAAUAAUAAUAAUAAUAAUAAUGCAGAGGCCAAAUCUAGCUAAGCAGUUGGUCUGUAGAAUGACGUUUUCUUCCGUUUGUUUUGCGGGAGUUAUUUGCUACAUUGUCACUGUAUUUUUGUUUGUUUUUUUGAGAAUGUCUGGCCAUGUUUACAGAAAUGCAAAAAAUAUCCUGUCCGGUGUUCUAUGAAAUCUGUAUAUUUAUAGGUGAUGAUAUUUAUAGAUACUACAGUAUUGGGAUACAGUGCCUUUUGAUCAGUAUUGAAUAGGUUUUGGAUACUUCAAGCACAAUGUGGCUAACCACAUGUUUACACAGUAAUGGUUACUAUCAGGAGUGCUUACUUACAUAUUUAUUGCUUAAAAGGAGAAAGAUGUUCGGCUGUUCUCUGCACCCGAGUGAUGCGUUGUACAUUUAUACUUUGAAAUAAAUAAAGACAGUCAUUUUCA
Molecule: messenger RNA, 2390 nt
Organism: Salmo salar (Atlantic salmon)
Lineage: Eukaryota; Metazoa; Chordata; Actinopteri; Salmoniformes; Salmonidae
Product: limb and neural patterns a
Biological process (GO): endoplasmic reticulum tubular network organization
Cellular component (GO): endoplasmic reticulum tubular network
Source: RefSeq, a predicted model, not a curated record